CGCCUCCAUCCCAGUUUCUGGGAAACCAGGAUUUCCCCUCCACCCCCGCCCUGACAUUGGUGCCCUUGACGCGUUCCUCAACUUGUGCUCACGUCCGCAAACGUUUCCUCGCCGACCAUCUUGUCAUUCGCUCGAUCUUCCACAUCUGCAUCUGAGUCUGAGGUUCCAUAGAAGAUGGGUCUCGCAGGACGUAAACAAAAGCAGAGGAUUGGGCACGAUCCAAGGAAUCUGAGCUGGGCGGACGACGCCUCCCGCUUCGGUCAAAACUACCUUGCAAAGUUUGGCUGGGAUGCGUCCAAAGGCCUGGGCGCGCAGGGUGAAGGUCGCACCUCCGCCAUCAAGGUCUCGCAGAAGCUCGACAUGAUGGGCAUCGGGGCCGCGCACACCAAGGAUCCCAACGGCAUCGCGUGGAAGCAGAGCAAGGACUACGAGAACCUGCUCGCGCGCCUGAACGCCGCGGCGGCGGGGGAGACGUACGCGCCCGCGACGGGCGUGGUGGCGGAGGGUGGGUUCGUGAAGCCCACGGAGGAGGGCGAGAACGCGAACGCUGCAGAAGUGAAGGAGAACGCGGGCGAGGCGAAGGAGAAGACGAAGGAGGAGCUGAAGAGGGAGAAGAAGGAGAAGAAGCGGAAGCGGAAGGAGCAGGAGGGGGAGGAUGUGGAGAAGAAGAGCAAGAAGCGGAAGAAGGACCAGAGCGAGGGCAACACUCCUACACCUGUAGCUGAGGAAUCGUCCGACGAUGAGCCUCUCCCCGCUCCCGCGCCUCGUCCCGUUCUUCGCAGAGCUCACCGAUCCCGUCACAUCGCCUUCAAAAGCAUGGCCACCAAAGACGCCACCGCCGUGGCAGAAAUCCUCGGUGUCGCUCCCACACCUUCCUCCCUCUCCUCCAGCGCAUCCCCAAUGGGCACGCUCACGCCUACCAGUGAUGAGCCUGCGACUAUGGAGAAGCUCACGAGGAGCACGAAGUCGGUCGCAGACUACUUCAAGGAGCGUUUGGCCGCGAAGGCGGCGGCGAAGUCGGGCUCGUCGACACCUGUUCCUCCGUCCGGCUCUGAAAGCGCAGUUGAAGAAAGCACAUCACGAGAAGAGUCAGAUGCGCCGCGAGGCGGGUUGGGCUCCAGCCGGAGCCGCAACGAGGAGGAAGAUGCCCCUCGGAGCGGUUUGGGGUCACGCAGUGGACUUGGGUCUGGCAGCGGCAUCGGCUUCGGCGGUGGGCUUGGGUUCAGUGGCUCGCGACCUCGCGACGAUGAUGACUCAGCCCCUCGCGGCGGCCUGGGCUCCUUCGCGAGGAUGUUCCAGAUGCCGUCGACGGCGCCGACCACUGAGACGGGGAAGGGCAUGGCGAUGUUCGCAGCGCUUUCUUCCUCGAAAGUGCUCUCGGGCGAGGCAGCUCCUGCAGAAGAGGUGCCUGUGACCGAGACAGAGAAGGAGAGACGAAAGAGGGAGAAGAAGGAGAAGAAGCGCAAGGCUGAGGAGACGCAGGAGAAUGAGGAAAAGGCGGCGAAGAAGGAAAAGGCGGCGGAGAAGGAGAAGCGGCGGAAGAGCGAGGCGGAGGAUGAGGUUGCGCCCAGAGACGUUGGAGAGGAGUUGGGUCCCAAAGAGAAAAAGAAGAAGGACAAGAAAGGAAAGGCGAAGCAGGGCGACGCGGACGAGGUCACAGCGGAGGCUGUAGAUGACGGUCGCAAGGAGUCCAAGAAGCGGAAGCGCGACAAGCAGAUUGACGACUCGACGCCUUCGGUAGCACCAACACCGUCAAACGACUCCGAGACGAUGCCCUCCGAAGACGCCAAGACGAAGGAGGAGCGCAAGGCAGAAAAGCGGCGGAGGAAGGAGGAGAAGAGGCGGAAGGAGGCGUAGGAGGCUUGGCUAACGGUGUUCUCGUGUGGUUCAAUCUCUGGAAAACCUUUAUUGACGAUAUACUUGCUCAGUAGCGUGCAGUUGCGGCCAUACGCUCACCUGCUUACGAUGCCCGAUUCCCCGCUGUCGACCGCUCUUGCCUUGCACACUCUGUUGUCGACGAUGAUCAUACUCGCGUCUACCGUCAAGCGGUUUUCAAGUCGCCGACUUCCUUGGGCAAUGCGGCAAGCUGGAUAAAGCGCCGCCUCGAGGUUCGAACAACCUGCCCUGCAAACUAACUUUAUGAGCGC
Messenger RNA from Schizophyllum commune H4-8, 2147 nucleotides. RefSeq lists its product as uncharacterized. Gene Ontology annotation, molecular function: nucleic acid binding. The transcript is spliced from 3 exons. The record is from RefSeq and is a predicted model, not a curated record. Gene Ontology annotation, cellular component: nucleolus. Bases 175 to 1857 code for a protein of 560 amino acids. Gene Ontology annotation, biological process: regulation of ribosome biogenesis. Lineage: Eukaryota; Fungi; Basidiomycota; Agaricomycetes; Agaricales; Schizophyllaceae.